GUAAGCUUGUAGGCACGACUAUCUCUGCUCACACAUUCAAAAUAGUCCACCCUCUAGAAGAACUGAUAGAACAAAUCUUGUAACCUUUCAAGUCUCUCCGCCUCUAACACACUCAUCCAAGGACAUAGUCCAAUUGAUACCGCCCAGGACUCAGCCUAAGACACUUGCCAUCAUGAGCGGCCGACCCUAUAUCUUUACCCGCGAUGAGCCCCUCUCCGAACAGGAACAUCUGAUCCUCGACAACUACUCCCCCGAACCGCUGCGUUAUGGCCACGCUGAGAACAUUGUGCACAAGCUUGACAAGCAACGGAAUGAUUAUGAUUCCCCCGAGUGGGUCUUCAACUCCGGUCACCAAAAGCCGGACGAAGGCGCCCACCAGACCGGGAGUAAUGCGGGCGAUGGUGCCAAUCAAGAGCUAGCAUAUAAUGAUGAUGCGAGUCACGAGAUGACUGAUUUUUCUUCGUGUCCAAUCCUAGGUGUCCGCCAGAUUCCGGACUCGGGAUUUGACCGGCAAUAUGAUACAUCCGCAGCUACUUCCCGAAAGCCCGAUUUGCACCAAGGGCAUGGGUUCUGCAGGACUGGUGUCAAAUAG
Molecule: messenger RNA, 592 nt
Organism: Aspergillus uvarum CBS 121591
Lineage: Eukaryota; Fungi; Ascomycota; Eurotiomycetes; Eurotiales; Aspergillaceae
Exons: 4
Coding region: 173-592 (139 amino acids)
Source: RefSeq, a predicted model, not a curated record